Molecule: messenger RNA, 654 nt
Organism: Ectocarpus sp. CCAP 1310/34
Lineage: Eukaryota; Phaeophyceae; Ectocarpales; Ectocarpaceae
Source: the annotation of a GenBank genome assembly
AUGGAUUUUGCCUUAUCUAUGGUGUUGAAGGUCAUCCUCACGGACGCCGAUGUCGCCAUGACCUCGGCCGUAGCUUCUGUCUGGAAGGGUACGCAACACCUCUUCUGCCUGUGGCACGUCAACAAGAACCUUGUCAAGAAGUGUGCCGGCGCCCUGUCCGACCACGACCGAACGCGGAUGCUUCGUUCCUUCCGCAGCGCAGCUUAUGCAGUUAAUGCCGAGGUGAGGUUCGAGGCCUCGUCGCCUGCGCCAGGGACGCUUUUCCGCUCAAAACUCUCCGACUGCUUAGGCAGCUAUUUGAUCCAAACAUGGCCAAACAUGGCCUUGCCUGUUGCAACCCGCCACCGUUGCGCGUAUUUCCAGGCCUUCGCAUCCAGCAGGGGUCAGAUGGAGCAGAUUUCUGCGGGAACGAAGUGCGAGGAAUACGUCGACAACCUAUUCAAGCUCGCAACUCCGGCCAUCGCUGCGCAGCUGCCAUUCCAGGAGAAGCACAUGGAGAACUUUUUCACGCCGAUCAACGAAGGACUUCAGCGUGUCGGUGCCAGCCAAUUCUGCACGCGGGUGAGUCCUGUUAACGGCAUCAUACACGGCUGUGGUCAACGCAGACCCACGCAAUGCUACCACAUAAUCGCUGCUUCGCUACCCUUUUGGUAA